This is a messenger RNA of Sorghum bicolor (sorghum), 1328 nucleotides long. RefSeq lists its product as uncharacterized. Gene Ontology annotation, biological process: nucleobase-containing compound metabolic process. The record is from RefSeq and is a predicted model, not a curated record. Gene Ontology annotation, molecular function: RNA binding; 3'-5' exonuclease activity. Lineage: Eukaryota; Viridiplantae; Streptophyta; Magnoliopsida; Poales; Poaceae. Bases 125 to 1147 code for a protein of 340 amino acids. The transcript has 10 exons.
AUAGCACGGAGGGAGGCGCAGGCGCGCAUCGCUCGUGUCCUCCUUUUCUUCCUGGUUCCUCUCCGUCGCCGGUGCUCCCGCUUCCUGUCUCCCUCCCCCUGCGAGCGAUCGUGAGGGGAUCGGGAUGGCCUCCCACCAUUCCGAGCCCCUCGACUCCGCCGCCGCCGCAGACGCCCCCUCAGAUAAUAACCCAGAAUUACCAUGCCCCCCUUAUCAUAUCGUUACCAAACCUGGUCAACUCCCGGUCGAGUUUCUUGAACCCUCAGCUGCCCAGAAGUUGGUAAUUGGAUUUGACUGUGAAGGUGUUGAUCUUUGUCGCAAUGGUGCUCUCUGUAUCAUGCAGCUUGCAUUCCCUGAUGCUGUUUACCUAGUUGAUGCUAUUGAGGGUGGAAAAGAACUUAUUCAAGCUUGUAAGCCCGCACUUGAGUCUGAUCAUAUCACCAAAGUUAUUCAUGAUUGUAAAAGGGACAGCGAGGCUUUGUAUUUUCAGUUUGGCAUCAAACUGCAUAAUGUGAUGGAUACACAGAUCGCUUAUUCUCUGAUACAAGAGCAGGAGCAGGAAGGAAAAAAGAAGACAUCUGAUGAUUACAAUUACAUAUCUUUUGUCAGCCUUCUUGCUGAUAAACGAUUCUGUGGCAUACCAUAUCCUGAAAAGGAAGAAGUCCGUACCCUUCUAAGGCAGGACCCUAACUUUUGGACAAUUAGGCCCUUGUCUGAUAUGAUGGUUCGAGCUGCCACAGAUGAUGUCCGCUUCCUUCUCAAUAUCUAUGAGAAAAUGAUGGAAAAGUUAAGCAAAGUAUCUUUGUGGCGUCUGGCAGUUCGCAGUGAGCUGUACUGUAGGUGCUUUUGCUUAAACGACAACCAGUUUGCAGAUUGGUCACCUCUUCCUCCUGUCCCUGAUGACAUUGAAGCUGAUGUUUAUGUUCCUGAAGUUGAUAUCCUAUCAGUCUUAGAUGUGCCUCCUGGGAAAAUGGGACGUGUUAUUGGCAGAAAGGGGUCAACGAUAAUGGCUGUGAAAGAAUCUUGCAAUGUUGAAAUCCAUAUUGGUGGUGCUAAGGGGCCUCCAGACAGGGUGUUCAUCAUUGGACCAGUGAAGGAAGUCAGGAAAGCCGAGGCCAUCUUCAGAGGCCGAAUGCUGGAGUUCUAGAGAUGUUACCCUUUGUGACCCAUGUUUCAACUGCUUUAUAUCUUUUGAAUGAACGCAAAAGGGGGGAAAUAUACAAAAAGUGCGUGCGGUACCGUGGAUCCCUUGACUGUCCGUGAAUCGUGAAAACAAAAAUAAAGGAUUUCAACUUGGCCUAUGCCAGUCUUGUGCUUUGCUCUCUCAA